Haliotis rufescens (red abalone) is the source of this 1215-nucleotide messenger RNA. RefSeq names its product acid-sensing ion channel 1B-like. NCBI's taxonomy places the organism in Eukaryota, Metazoa, Mollusca, Gastropoda, Lepetellida, Haliotidae. Gene Ontology annotation, biological process: sodium ion transmembrane transport. Gene Ontology annotation, cellular component: membrane. Bases 1 to 1122 code for a protein of 373 amino acids. The transcript is spliced from 8 exons. Gene Ontology annotation, molecular function: ligand-gated sodium channel activity. The record is from RefSeq and is a predicted model, not a curated record.
AUGUGCAACCUGAACAGGUUUGACAUAAGCCAACAGAACCUUACUGACACAGAGCUGAAGUACCUUCGCCUGAAAGGGGACCUACGUAAUUUGUUUCAGUCUAUUGACUGGGAAGGGGAGGAAGGGAGAGAACUAGAGAAGAUAGAUAAUGUCAAAUUUUGGGAAGGUGGAGCAUACAAAGAGGAAGAAAUGUUCAAGUACGUAUCUUUCAAAAACAUCAACGUCCCCCCAGAAGACCUGAAAUACAACCAAAAACAAGAUCAACGCUGCUUCACCUUCAGCGCUAACGCCGACAGAGAUACUUUAGAGUCUGAAGAUACACAAUUGAAUGUCGUUGUUAACAUCAUGCAAGAAACCUAUCUAGAGGGAACAGUAUACGAGGCGGGGGUAAAGGUAUAUAUUGAUGAACCAGAUACAGCUCCGAGCUACAGUGAUGAUGCAAUGACGGGUGUAUCAGUCGGGACGACGACACGCAUAAAGCUGACCAAGAAGGAGAUGAAGUACCUUCCAACCCCCUAUAAUUCCCGUGGAACGGAUUGUCUGGACACUAAAGCCUCGGACUUUGUCAACUCCCUUGAUUGGUUCAAGCACUACAGCUUUGAUGGGUGUCUUCAUGAGUGCUCCAAUAAGGCUGCCAUGAAUGCCUGUAACUGCACAGCUGGAUGGGAACCUCAACUAGCGAGGGUCAGUCUGCGGCACUGCUCUGUGAAGGAGUUGCAGACAUGUUACCGUCCCAAAAGCAAUCAAGUACAAUCGGAAGCCAGAAGCGGGAAGAGUUGUUUAUGCCAGUACCCAUGUGAGGAGACAUCGUAUGAUAUACAAGUGUCAUCCAUGACAAUGCCGCAAAACGCCACAACCAUCGCUUCUUAUGUGGAUUCUACAACUGAUAUGUUAAGACAUAAUUACCUGAUUCUACAGAUCAAAGUAGCCAGCAUGGUAGUUGAAAGGACAGAGCACACGCCAGAAUUGGAGCUGAAUGAUAUAUUUGCCAGUAUUGGUGGUCAGAUUGGACUGUUUCUUGGGGCCAGUAUCCUCACCAUCACAGAACUGCUGGAACUGUUGAUAACAUGUGUGCUUGCAAGCCUGAAGUCGCUGUGGGCCAGACAUAAACUUCAGGGUUGAGGAAUACAAUGAACCUCGAUUGCUCACGUAUCGAGAAAGCUGACGUUUGUUCUCGGAAAUUCUGUAGUCAACUGAAUAGUGGAUGAAAAGUGG